Drosophila suzukii is the source of this 1564-nucleotide messenger RNA. It is a transcript of the gene CNBP, whose product is annotated as CCHC-type zinc finger nucleic acid binding protein. The record is from RefSeq and is a predicted model, not a curated record. Lineage: Eukaryota; Metazoa; Arthropoda; Insecta; Diptera; Drosophilidae. Gene Ontology annotation, biological process: positive regulation of cytoplasmic translation. Gene Ontology annotation, molecular function: single-stranded RNA binding; zinc ion binding; mRNA binding. Gene Ontology annotation, cellular component: cytoplasm.
UCGCCCAGCGGCAGCCAUUUUAACUUUUGGCGUCGAAAAUACGGCGAGGAAAUCUGAGGAAGCCGGAGAUCCUGUUCGUCUGUGUGGUUUUUUCGCAUCCAGCGCAAGCAGUGUGUAGUGCUCGAGGGCCGUGGAACCAGUGAGUGUGCGAGGAAGUUGAGAGAAGAAGCGUUCGAUCCAGAGGGAUUCCCGAGUCGUAAUCUAACCAAAAGCGAAGCAAAGAUGUCGAUGUCUGCCACGUGCUACAAGUGCAACCGGCCGGGCCACUUUGCCCGGGACUGCAGUCUCGGCGGCGGCGGAGGACCAGGUGGCGUUGGCGGAGGAGGCGGCGGCGGUGGUGGUGGUGGCGGCGGUAUGCGCGGCAGCGAAGGCGGCAUGCGUCGCAACCGCGAGAAGUGCUACAAAUGCAACCAGUUCGGGCACUUCGCACGUGCCUGCCCCGAGGAGGCCGAGCGCUGCUACCGCUGCAACGGCAUCGGUCACAUCUCGAAGGACUGCACCCAGGCGGACAACCCGACCUGCUAUCGGUGCAACAAGACCGGGCACUGGGUGCGCAACUGCCCCGAGGCCGCAAUCGAACGUGGACCGGCCAAUGUGUCGUGCUACAAGUGCAACCGCACCGGUCACAUCUCCAAGAACUGCCCGGAGACCUCCAAGACUUGCUACGGCUGCGGCAAGAGCGGACAUCUGAGGCGCGAGUGCGACGAGAAGGGAGGACGGAACUAGGCGCCACCCACCACCAGUGGCACCUCAAAAAAAAAAAAUGUAAUCAUCGAAGGAGGGAAUGAGUAACAAUUCAACACACGAAUAACAACCAGAAGAAGAUGAGAAGAAGAAAAAAAAAUAUGAAAAACGAAAAAUCAAUUUGCUACAACAUUCACAAAUGCCAGCCAACAGCAACAACAACAGCAGCAGCACCCAAGUCAAGAUCAACCCCUCCAAAAAUAUAAAAGCCCCCACACCCACCCACUCACACCACAUACACCCAUUAACACACACGCAGACGAUAUACAUCUAUAAUCCAGAAAAUCAUCGAGUAAACCAUCUCUGAUUCCAAAAGCCGAGCCUGCAGCGCGGUGCCAACGUCCCAAGAACUGAGAGAAGAGAAGCAGAUGCAGAAGAAUUGGGCUUUCCAAAAGGGAAAGGGAAAGCCACCAGAAGAAUCAGUAGAGGUAGAAAGGCUCUACGAGAAGAACCUGAAGACGAUAGCCAACGGCAGCUGUGCAGCCGAGAGAGCAGAUGACGCCGACGUAGAGAGGAUGAGGAAGAGGAAGAAGAAGACACGACGACCCAAUUUGUAAGAUGAGACUAAACCGCAACAGCAACAACAAGAGAAAUCACCAAGCAAACCACUUUACUAUAAUUAUACCUAUAUGAUUAUGCUGCAAAAAGUGUUUGAAUUUACUAAUUACAUUAUAACGAAUGGAAUGAAACUAUAUAAGAUUAUAUAAAGAAACAAAAAAUACCUUAAAGAAUACUAUAUAAAGAUAAUGAUCCUAUUAGGAGUUCCACAGCCAGAAACAACCGAAAGAAAAAGCGUAAAUAAAAAUGAUAAAAAAACCAA